Molecule: messenger RNA, 2713 nt
Organism: Nicotiana tabacum (common tobacco)
Lineage: Eukaryota; Viridiplantae; Streptophyta; Magnoliopsida; Solanales; Solanaceae
Product: transcription termination factor MTERF15, mitochondrial-like
Biological process (GO): regulation of DNA-templated transcription
Molecular function (GO): double-stranded DNA binding
Source: RefSeq, a predicted model, not a curated record
UUUCACUUCACAAACUACCACCCACCACCACCCCGCUGGAAUUCUUCCUAUCCUAAAGCCAUCACCCUACCCUUUCCUCCUACUCAAAAAUUAGCCCUAAAAACAAACCUUUUUUACCUAAUAACAACCGCGAAAUCACAGAAAAAAUUCUGGAGGAGCCCUAAAAAUGCAGUUGGACGCCACUGUGCAGCAACUCCAAAACACCAUCUCGUUUAGGCCAUCUAAGCCACCCAUUUUCCUUAAGAUCUCAGUCUUCUAAAACCCUCAAAAACAACCAUUAAAGCAACUCCAUAACCAUCACGAAAGCUAGUCAGUUUCCUCCAGCAAAACACCCACCACACUACUAAAAAAAUGCACCACCACCAAGGCCAAACGCCUCGACUUUCUUCAAAAUCAGAUCUGAAAAUCAACUUUCUGCACCACCAAUCGAUAAUUUUUUGAGUUGGGGUUCAAGGAGUCAAUUUACGUGUGGUUUCUGGCGAGAUUUUUGGUUUGUGAUUUUUGUGUAAUCCCGUCUAGUCAAUGAGGAAGAAAGAGAGGAAAAAAGCAAAAAAUAAUAAUUAUUAGAUAAUAAAGCGGGUCAAACAAUGGUACAGGUGAAAAAUGGGGCGGGGUGUAAUUGGUAUGGACCAAUUGAUCACGUGUCCCAAUCACAUCGUGAUAGCACAUUAAAAGAUGGGACCACAGAUGAUUCCGUUAAUUGCGGGUAGUUUUAGAACUAAAGAUAAUGUUACGGAUAGUUUUGGAUCAAUAGGUGGACAGUAAAACAUUUAGAAUAUAUUUUUAGCCCUUCUGCGUAAAAUAAAUUAAGUUUGACGCUAAGUCAACGUAGCAGAAAUAAGCCAAAUGUUGGGAGCAUUUGAAGAAUAUUUAGCGCUUGAGCAAUUUUGGCAUGAGAAUGAGAAUUGAAAUGGAAGACAUGAGAAUUAAAAAGAUCCUAAUGCAAAUCUUAUCCAAAUCAAAUCAUAGCUAAUAGAGGAUUCUGUAUUUAUCAACUCUAAACUUUGGUUGUUGGGAUGUCUGGGUUUCUCAACAAUGGCGUUAAGCAUCUCCUUCACGUUUAUCCCUUCAGAUUUCAUGUCUUUUACUCAACAGCUGCUGCCGCAACUUCCGACACCAAUUUCUUAGUAGAAACGCUGGUGAAAUCACUUGGCUUCUCCCUACAAGAAGCCCUUUCUACAAGUGGCAAGGUAAGUCGCUUGAGACCCAGAUAUUACAACCCUAAUUCUGUGCUCAAUUUCUUGGAACAAAUCGGUUUAGACAAGACCCAUAUCAAAAAAGCUGUUUCUUCAGUCCCCACAUUACUGCUUUGCGAUGUAGAUAAAUACCUUAAGCCCAAAAUUGAAGCUCUUAAAGAAGUUGGGUUAUGUGGGUCGGAUGACCUUGCCAAAAUCAUCACAAACAGUGGAUGUUAUUUCAGCACUAGGGUAGGGUGUGCUAUCAGACAAAAUGUUGAUUAUCUUCACACCCUAUUAUUUAAUGAUGAUUUUGUUGCUAAUAUCAUUAAGAGACAUCCUAAUGUAUUUUUUAGUUAUGCAUUUCAUGAAGUAAUGCCACCCAAUAUAUCAUUGCUGCAAAAUCUUGGAUUUUCAAUUGUUGAUAUAGAGAAGCUUAUGCUUUGGAAUCCUAGAAUUUUGACUCAAAAGGCAGAGCGCCUCAAAGACUUAGUGGAUCGAGUAGAAAAAACUUUCUUUCUUUCUCGCGAUUGCAACAUGUUCAUACAUGGGGUUUAUGCACUUGCAUGGCUUGACGAAUCGACGGUGAAAAAGAGAUUAGAAAUCUUCAGGAGCUUCGGGUGGUCUGACUCGGAUAUUUUUACAUUGGUCCAAACAUGUCCUCAAUGUUUGACAAAAUCCGAAGCUAAGAUCAGAAAUGCAUUGAAUUUUUUAAUGAAGGAAAUUGGAUAUGAGUCUCAUUACCUGGCUUCUCAUCCCACGUUUUUGACAUGUAGCUUGGAGAAAAGGGUUCUGCCUAGACAUAAUGUUUUGAAGCUACUCAGCCAAAAGGAGCCGAAAAAUUGUAGUCUGAACCUUUAUACCGCUGUGAUAUGUUCCGAGUCAAAGUUCUUAAAAAGAUAUGUGCUGCCUUUCAAGGAUGAGAUGCCCGAGGUGUAUGAUAUAUACAUCAAAAGUAGAAGCCAAUAGAGCAUUUUGGUACUGUGAAAUGGAGUGCCUAGCAAAAGUCUAUGCUUCCUUCCAUCUAUUUGUCUGACUCUUAGAUUGUUGUUAUUAUCUCUCCGGCAUUUGUUGUAGAUAUUGUUUGUUUCUACUGAUUCUUUUCAUCUCUUGUUAGCCGAGGGUCUAUCGGAAACAAUCUCUCUAUCUUCUCAAGGUAGAGGUAAGGUCUGUGGACGCACUACCCUCCCCGGACUCCUUGUGGGACCCCAAAAUAUACUUGUUGUAGUCGCCAGAUUGAUCUAGUGGUAAGAAAUCAUUCCUCAAGAAUAUGAGUAACCACAGACUUGCUUGUUUGAUAAAUUGAAGUACUCACAUUAUUUAAUGAGGAUUCAUGUUGUCGGCUUCAACUUAUUUGGGAUUGAGGCAUAACUGAUGUCAUAUGCUUCAUUGUCUUACAUUUUCCUUUGUCAUCAUGUUUAGAUCAACAACACUCAUCGUCGCAUACUUUGUUUGUUUCUACUAUUUUUUUUCCAUCUUUCGUGAGCCGAGGGUCUAUCGGAAACAACCUUUCUAUCUUUCCGGUGUAGGGGUAAGGU